Pyrus x bretschneideri (Chinese white pear) is the source of this 1278-nucleotide messenger RNA. RefSeq names its product type IV inositol polyphosphate 5-phosphatase 9. The record is from RefSeq and is a predicted model, not a curated record. Gene Ontology annotation, molecular function: phosphatidylinositol-3,4,5-trisphosphate 5-phosphatase activity; inositol-polyphosphate 5-phosphatase activity; phosphatidylinositol-4,5-bisphosphate 5-phosphatase activity. NCBI's taxonomy places the organism in Eukaryota, Viridiplantae, Streptophyta, Magnoliopsida, Rosales, Rosaceae. Gene Ontology annotation, biological process: phosphatidylinositol dephosphorylation. The transcript has 8 exons. Bases 1 to 1278 code for a protein of 425 amino acids.
AUGGCUAGUAAGCAAGGAGAAGUGAUGUGGCCUAGAUUAGUGGCAAACAAGAUUCUGAGAAAGCAAUUGGGAAGCAACAACUUUGUAGCAGAUUUUCCAAGCAACGAGGUCUCGGAGGAAUUAAUACUGGAAACACCAAGUGUUGAUCAACCGUCUUCAAACCUUACCUCUACCGUCUUCAAUCAUCACAAGGACACUAACACACACAAGUACAAGGUUUUUGUUAGUACAUGGAAUGUUGGUGGGGUGGAACCACAAGAAGAUAUGAAUAUGGAGGAUUGGAUUGACACAUCCUCUGACAUCUAUGUUCUUGGGUUUCAAGAAAUCGUUCCUCUGAAAGCCUCCAAUGUUCUAGGAUCUGAGAAUAGUAAGAUCUGCAUGAAAUGGAAUUCCUUGAUCAGAGAAGCUUUAAACAAGAAAAGACACAACAAUAUUAAUAAUCCACCAGACUUCCACUGUAUUGUAAGUAAGCAAAUGGUGGGGAUACUAAUAUCAGUUUGGAUUCGAAGUAAUCUUCGUCCAUUUAUUCGGAAUCCAAGUGUCUCCUGUGUUGGCUGUGGGAUCAUGGGAUGCCUAGGAAAUAAGGGUUCGGUUUCUGUUAGAUUUCGAUUACAUGAAACAAGCUUUUGCUUCGUGUGCACUCAUCUAGCUUCAGGGGGUAGAGAAGGAGAUAAGAAACUGAGGAAUUCUAACAUAUCCGAUAUAUUUUCCAGAACAAGUUUUCCCAGAGGCCCUUUGCUUGAUUUGCCACAAAGGAUUUUAGAUCAUGAUCGAGUAAUUUUCCUCGGAGACUUGAAUUAUAGAAUUUCCCUUCCGGAAGCAACAACGCGUUCGUUAGUGGAUAUAAGAGCAUGGAAUAUCUUACUAAAACAUGAUCAGCUGAUGAUGCAGCUCAAAGAGGGACAAGUACUCGAAGGUUGGAAUGAAGGAGCUGUUGAAUUUGCUCCCACUUACAAAUAUUGUCCAAAUUCUGAUGUAUAUUAUGGAUGUCCUCCGGGAAAGAAAGGUGAAAAGAGGCGUGCUCCUGCCUGGUGUGAUCGGAUAAUUUGGCACGGAGAAGGGUUGAAGCAACAUGUAUACAGUAGAGGUGAAUCAAAAUUGUCUGAUCACAGACCUGUGAAUGCAAUAUUUACAGCCGAAGUUGGGGUUUUAAGAACAUUGAGAGGAUAUCAUAGUUUUUUUCUAUCAGACAAGUUAGACAGAGUAUCAAGCAAGUUUCAAGUAUCCUCCACCCAUAAUUUUGUAUGGAAAGGGAGAUCAACAAGCUUGAAACUUUGA